AUGCCGGCUCAACCCACCGCUUCUUCCAGAAGCACCGCCUGGCAGAGAUGCAGCACCACUCACAGGAGUAAGGAGCUCUCGAUUGAGUGUGGCUUGCGCCUUCCGCUACCCGACACGGCGUCUGCCAGCGUGCUGUUGAAGGUGCUGAAGACUGACCCCUCCCUUACUGGAACUUUGAAGGAGGUUUACUGGUGGAGUGAGGACCCCUCUCAGCGAACCGUUGCAGUAACCAUUCAGGCAGCCUCCAAGCGCGACCUGCGCUCUGCCAUCGGCUCCCUCCUCGAGCAAGCUAAGCUUGUCGUGCGAACGCUCCGUGUGUACCCUCCCACCACGGCCGCUACCACUACCACCGCCGAUACUGGAGCGAGCACACUGUGA
Messenger RNA from Leishmania braziliensis MHOM/BR/75/M2904, 378 nucleotides. RefSeq lists its product as hypothetical. The coding region runs from base 1 to 378 and encodes 125 amino acids. The record is from RefSeq and is a predicted model, not a curated record. The transcript has a single exon. NCBI's taxonomy places the organism in Eukaryota, Euglenozoa, Kinetoplastea, Trypanosomatida, Trypanosomatidae.